This is a messenger RNA of Heterocephalus glaber (naked mole-rat), 2645 nucleotides long. RefSeq names its product LAS1 like ribosome biogenesis factor (gene Las1l). Gene Ontology annotation, biological process: maturation of 5.8S rRNA; maturation of LSU-rRNA. Lineage: Eukaryota; Metazoa; Chordata; Mammalia; Rodentia; Bathyergidae. Gene Ontology annotation, cellular component: preribosome, large subunit precursor; Las1 complex. The record is from RefSeq and is a predicted model, not a curated record. Gene Ontology annotation, molecular function: endonuclease activity.
CUGUCGCGGCGGCGGUUUGGAGUGAGGGUAGCACGCUGAGCUGAAGACUGUGUGGACAGUCUCAGCCCGGAGCCUGGAAACUAUCCCAUUUCUGGUGGGAAUCCCGUGCUGGUUUAGGUCUGACUUCCUGGGGGAUGGAUCGGGUAUGGAGUGCAUGGUGCGGAAAGUGCGUCAAAGAAAAAAGAUCGACGCCACCCUUGGCCCAGAGCAUCGUCGUCGCCUGGCUCAGCAAGGCUGAAUGGGACCAGGUGACGGUCUAUUUGUUCUGUGAUGACCAUAAGUUGCAGCGGUAUGCGCUGAACCGCAUCACGGUGUGGAGGAGCAGGUUAGGCAACGAACUGCCCCUGGCAGUGGCUUCUACUGCUGACCUGAUACGCUGUAAGCUCAUGGAUGUAACUGGUGGCUUGGGCACUGAUGAACUUAGACUGCUCUAUGGCAUGGCAUUGGUCAGGUUUGUGAAUCUUAUCUCUGAAAGGAAGACAAAGUUAACCAAGCUCCCCCUCAAGUUCCUGGCUCAGGAGGUGAACAUUCCUGAUUGGAUUGUUGAACUUCGCCAUGAAUUGACACACAAGAAAAUGCCUCAUAUAAAUGACUGUCGCAGAGGCUGCUACUUUGUCCUGGAUUGGCUCCAGAAGACCUACUGGUGCCACCAACUGGAGAACAGCCUGAGACACACCUGGGAGUUGGAGGAGGACAGGGCAGACAUGGAAGAAGACCAAGAGGUAGAUAAGAACAUUGGUGUUGAUGACAUCGCAGAACAGAGACCAGAGCCUCAGGACCAUGGCAAAGGUACAGAGUUGGAUGUCAAAACUGAUGGAGACAGUAAAGGCAGUGAAGAGGUGGAUUCUCAUUGGGAAAAGGCUCUGCGACAUAAGGAGUUGUAUGAGAGAGCCCGGGAAUUGCUAGUAUCAUAUGAAGAGGAGCAAUUUAAGGUGCUGGAGAAAUUUAAGCAUUUACCUCAGGCCAUUAAGGCAUGGAAUAAUCUGUCUCCACGUGUAGAAAGCAUCUUGGCAGAGCUCAAAGGCAUUGCUUGGGAGAACAGGGAUGCUGUGCUGGAUGCUUUUCUGGAUGAUGGCUUCCUUGUUCCCACAUUUGAGCAGUUGGCAGCUUUGCAGAUAGAGUAUGAAGAUGGCCAUGCUGAGGUCCAGAGAGGGGAAGGUACUGAUGCAAAGUCACACAAAAAUGUGGACUUGAAUAACGUCUUGGUACCAAAGCCAUUCUCUCAGUUCUGGCAGCCCCUGCUCAGGGGCCUGCAUUCCCAGACCUUCAUGCAGGCCCUGCUGGAGAGGAUGUUCUCUGAGCUGCCAGCCUUGGAGGACAGUGGGAUCCGGCCCACCUACAUCCUUAGAUGGACCAUUGAACUGAUCGUGGCCAACACUAAGUCCGGACCGAAUGCUCAUCGAUUUUCUGCAAGCCAGCGGGAAGCAAGAAGGACCUGGAGGCUAUUCAACUGCUCUGCCUCCCUUGACUGGCCCCAGGUGGUUGAGUCCUGCUUGGGCUCACCUUGCUGGGCAAGCCCCCAACUCCUUCAGCUUGUCUUCAAAGCCAUGGGACAGGUCCUGCCAGAUGGCGAACAGGAGAAGUUGCUGCGCAUCUGUUCCAUUUAUACUCAGAAUGGAGAAAACAACUUGCCGAAGGAGGGCUCAGAGUCCUUCCACAGUGAGAAGUCUCCAUACACACUGGACAGCUUGUAUUGGAGCCUCAAACCAGCUAGUUCCAGUUGUGGGUCUGAAGGAAAGGCCCAGCAGCAGAGGGAGCUGGGGAGUCCUAAUCAUGAUAAUCAAAAAGAGAAGGAGGAGAAAAAGGCCCUGCAAGACCAAAUGGAGGGAGAGGAAGAAGAGGAAGAUGAUGACUUGGAAGAGGAAGAUAAAGAUGAUGAUGAAGAUGAUGAUGACGAUGACGAUGAUGAUGAUGAUGAUGAUGAAGAGGAAGACAGAAUGGAAGUGGGACCUUUCUCUACUGUGUAUGAGUCGCCUGCUGUUGAGAAUGCCAGGCUUGUGGCCCAGAAAAGAGGAGCUUUGGAGGGCUCUGCAUGGCAGGUUAGCUCAGAAGAUGUACGAUGGGACACAUUCCCCUUAGGCCGCAUGCCAGGUCAGACUGAGGACCCAGCAGAGCUUAUGCUGGAGAAUUAUGACACCAUGUAUCUUUUGGACCAGCCUGUGCUAGAGCAGCGGCUGGAACCCCCAUUGUGCAAGACUGGCUGCAGGAGUAUGACCAUGGAUCUGCCGGAGGGGAGUGAUGAUAGCUUUGCGGAUCCAGCUGGAAGAACCUUUGAUCUACAGGAAGCAAGAGUAUUCUGAGCUGGGCCAGAGAGAAGAGAGGCACCCUGGGCCUAAGUUGUGGUGUCGGCAGUGGCAAUUGCAGCAACAGCAGCAGCAACUUGGAGGGCCUUCUCUGGAGCCAGGGGCAGCUGCAUGGGCUCAAAACUGGCCUGCAGCUAUUCUGAUGCCUGCGUUAAUGCAAGUGUUCAUCCAUCCCUGCCAGAGCAACAGCCCACCCCAGAGUGCACCUGAUCUUCCAUGAUACAAUCUGGGAGACAGCCCAGAUCAGCACAUCAACUCAGCUUUCUACCACAAUAGAAUUUGGAAUGAUUUUUCCCUUUUAUUUUGUUUUGAAAAACAAUAAAGAGACAACUGUAGUUUUGA